Messenger RNA from Chlamydomonas reinhardtii, 2485 nucleotides. RefSeq lists its product as uncharacterized. The transcript is spliced from 8 exons. Bases 308 to 1963 code for a protein of 551 amino acids. The record is from RefSeq and is a predicted model, not a curated record. Gene Ontology annotation, biological process: mitotic spindle assembly checkpoint signaling; attachment of mitotic spindle microtubules to kinetochore. Lineage: Eukaryota; Viridiplantae; Chlorophyta; Chlorophyceae; Chlamydomonadales; Chlamydomonadaceae. Gene Ontology annotation, cellular component: mitotic spindle; nuclear envelope; kinetochore.
GUUCUCUCGGGCUCACAACGCCUUCAGGCAGCCUCGUGCCACCUUCUACUGUAGACAGGUAUACACAGUUAGAGCCGCUCAGGAAGCCGCUGGCAAGCUCUGACCGUCGGGUUGUUUGCGUGAAGGCUGAAUGCACUCCCUUCGGGCGACGGCUUACUGGAUUACUUGCGUGGACGCGGGGGCAAGGUAAAAUACAUUUGCAGGUCGCCAGAUGCAAGGAUCGGUGCACUCAUAUCAGUGACCUCCACAGAUUAAGGAGCUCGAAGACGAGCUGGCGCAAGCGCGGGCGCGAGCUGAUAAGUUGCAGAUGGAACUCGCAGCAAAAAAUGAGGCUGUGGCUGUCCUGACAGAGGAAAAUAAGGCCCUCAAAAGCACCUCCGCCAGCUCCAUCUCAGGCUCAUCGACUGCGCUACAGCACGUGAACCGCCAGUUGGACGAGCAGCUGCACGCAACCAUGCUCCUAGAGCAGGAUUUAGCAGCUUCGAAGCAGCGUGAGGCGAUCUCUGUGCAACGGCUUUCCUCGGCCGAGGCCGCAUUGGCAGAGCACAAGGCGGAGCAGGCAUGCCUGGCAGCAGAAGCGGAGGCUGCCACUGCGCGGCUGCGGCUUGAGUUGGACGCGGCACGUGCCGAGGCCAAAGUCGCAGCCCAAAAGGUGGAGCUGGUGGAGCGCAUGGCAGCCAAACGCGUGGAGGCGGAGCAGGAGGUGCUUAAGGUGGCGAUGGUGCAGCUGGACGAGCUGCGUGCCAGCUCAGCUGACCUGCAGGCGGAGCUGGAGUCAGCCCGGCAGCGUGCAACACGCCACGAGGCAGAGCUGACGGCGCUGCGGACCUCCGCACAGCACGUGCGGCUGCAGCUGCUGGAGGAGGAACUGAGGGCGGCGCGUGACGCACUGGCUGUAUCGCAGGCAGGGCUGCUGAAGCCUAGUGACAUAGCUGCGGGGUCAGCUGCGGGCCGGGGCGUCAUGGUGGACAGCAGCUUUGCGGACCGCCUACAUGUGCAGGCCGCCGCAGCGCCAAGCACUGCAGGUGUUGGAGCCGCCAGCACAGGGGGCGUUGGCGCAGCUGGUGAGACCGAGCUGCCCGAGCCCCUGCAGACCGCAUGGGCUGCAAUCACCCGUGCACUCUCAGUUCCCCAGGGGCUGCCGGUUGCGGCCCAGGCGGCGGAGGCCUGGCGCUCUGCUGCCGCCUUGGGGGAGGAGGUGAUGGACCUCCGUGCCGCAGUCAAGGCCAAGGACGAGACCCUGAUGCAGCUGCGUGCCGCGCUGUCUAACCCGCAGCUGUCCUCAUGCUUCCAGGCGAGUGGCUCAGAGGCCUACGCCACUGAGCUGCAGGCCCAGCUGUCUGAUUCGCGCAGCCGGUUGGAGAAGGCGCUGACAGCGGAGCGUGUGGCGGAGCGGCGGGCAGCAGCCAUUGCCCAGGAGCGCGAUGCGCUCCGGGCUGCGCUUGGCGCCGCCUCUACUGCCGCCUCCAGCACCAGCGCAGGAGCUGUGCUGCCAGGCUCGCUCAGUGGGCAGCUGCUUGCGGCCGAGCAGGCGGCCGCCGUGACACAGCUGCACGCACUGAAUGAGGACCUACAGAAGCAGGUGGCGGCGCUGCAGGCCGAGGUGGCGGCCAGCGCCUCGGCGGCAGAGGCACAGACCAUGGCAGCACGCACCUCUACAACACGCGCGGAGGCAGCAGAGCAACGCAUCAAGCAACUGGAGCGGGAGGCUGAUGGGUUGGCAGCCGAGGUGGCACAGCUGCAGGAGCGGCUGGGCCGUGGCGAGCUGAUCCGUGGAGGUGGUGUCCGCGUGCUGCACCUCCGCCACAACCCGGAGGCGGAAGCCAAGCAGGCAGCACGGGAGGCAGCUGUGACACAGCUGGGUGCUGAGAACGAGGCGCUGCGGCUGCAGGUGGCGGAGCUGGAGGCUGCAGUGGCGGCUCUGCAGACGAUGGCUGGCGCUGCACCAGCCGAUGGCCUCUGAGAGCGACACUAUUCCCCCAAUUCCGGCACCGGCGCUGGGUGGCGGUGUGGCCAUGGCAGUGAAGGACGCGGAGAUUACAGUGCUCCGGCGUAAGGUUGAAGAGUGUGAGAAGGCCAUGCACAGGCUCAAGGCCGUGUUUAAGGAGCGGAUUACGGUGUUCCGUGAGGCGUGCUACAGCCUGUUUGGGUACCGCGUGGACAUGACGGCUGAGGCCACCACUGCGGCCGACGCUGCCGGAGCGCCCACAACGUUCAUACUCAAGCCCCAGCAUGCAGAUGACCCGGCUGCACUGCUGGUGUUCAGGUACAGUGGUGGCCGCAUGGAACUAGUGCCAAAUGCAUUCACACGCGACCGGCUGUCGCGCGAGGUGGACACAUUUGUCCGCAAGUUCAACUGUAUUCCGGCACUGACCGCUAACCUCACGGUGGAGAACUUCCAGAAGCAGACACAGUGCUAACGCGGCGGUAAUGCAGAGCGAAGGCGGUGGUGAUGCGGUGCACAUGCCUCCAGUGAUUGGUCUGG